Messenger RNA from Musa acuminata subsp. malaccensis (wild Malaysian banana), 3313 nucleotides. Its product is annotated as receptor-like kinase TMK4. Lineage: Eukaryota; Viridiplantae; Streptophyta; Magnoliopsida; Zingiberales; Musaceae. The record is from RefSeq and is a predicted model, not a curated record. Gene Ontology annotation, biological process: protein phosphorylation. Gene Ontology annotation, molecular function: ATP binding; protein binding; protein kinase activity.
UAAAAAUAUAGAAAUAAGAAAAAAGAAUUCCCUCCAAUGCUGUGCCCCCCCACGCCGCUUUGCCAACGCAAUCCUCAAAGGCACACCACCCGCCUCUCUCUCUCUCUCUCUCUCUCUCUCUCGCUCGCCACCGCCCGAAUUUUUCUGUGUUCUUUCUUCCCCACCGCCUCUUCCUCCUUCCCCCGCCUCUGUCUCCAAUCCAGACGAAGACCGGAGACAGAGACGCGCCAUCGAGAAGGAGAACAAUACCUAUCUUUCACAUGUAAGCGUAACCACAAUGGCGGAGAGGAGGAAGCUCUGCCUCGCCGCCGUCGUCCAGUUCGUCACGUUCGUCGUGGCGUUGGAUCUGGCGCGGCAAUGCGGUGCGGCCUCGCCCUCCUCCUCACCGGACGCUAAGGCCAUGUGGGACCUGGCGCGCGCCCUCUCAGGGUUGCCAUCCUCCUGGAAGUCCGGCUCCGACCCCUGCGACCCCGAGUGGGAAGGCGUUACCUGCUCGGCUGGUCGCAUCUCCGGCAUCAACCUGGGCUCUCGUGGCGUCUCUGGAACCCUUCCGGUCUCCCUCUCCGCCCUCACUUCCCUCUCCUCCCUACGGCUCCAUCGCAACCGCCUCUCCGGCCCCGUCCCCCUCCUCUCCAGUCUCUCCUCCCUCCAGACCCUCUUCCUCGACGGCAACGCCUUCGACUCCCUCCCCGACACCUUCUUCGCCGGCCUCUCCGCCCUCCAGGAGAUCUCCCUCGACGACCUCCCCCUCGCCCCCUGGAGCAUCUCCCAUAACCUCUCCGCCGCCGUCGGCCUCGCCGACUUCUCCGCGUCCAACUCUUCCCUCUCGGGGACCCUCCCCGACUUCCUCGGCUCUCUCCUUAACCUCCGCGUUCUCCGCCUCUCCUACAACCAGCUCACCGGCUCCAUCCCCUCCUCUCUCGCCGGCUCCGGCAUCCAGCAGCUCCUGCUCAACAACCAGCAGGACCGCGACAAGCUCUCCGGCAGCAUCGACGUCCUCGGCGCCAUGCCCCAGCUCACCAUGGUCUGGCUCCAGUCCAACAGCUUCACGGGGCCCAUCCCGGACCUAUCCAACGUCACCGCCCUCGAGUCAUUCAACGUCCGCGACAACGCCCUCACCGGCGUCGUCCCGCCAUCCCUCACCUCCUGCCUCACCCUCAAGAACGCCACCCUCUCCAAUAACCUGCUUCAGGGGCCCUUUCCGCAAUUCGCCAGCAAGUUCGCCACCCUCGAUGUCGGUACGGGUAACCAGUUCUGCACAUCCGCCGCCGCCCCCGGCCCCUGUGACCCCCGGGUCACGGCGCUGCUCGCGGUCGCCGAGGGGUUCGGAUACCCGGCUGUGCUCGCCAAGUCGUGGAAGGGGAACGAGCCCUGCGGCGCCAACUGGCUGGGCGUCACCUGCGACGCGCAGAAGAGCGUUACCGUUCUCAACUUUGCGAGCCAACACUUCGGCGGGGUCAUCUCCCCAGCCUUCGCCAACUUCACUUCGCUGCGUCAGCUGCACCUGAGCAACAAUGACCUCACUGGCUCGAUCCCAGACAGCUUGACGCAGCUCCCGCAGCUCCAGGUGCUGGAUGUCACCAACAACAACCUCUCUGGAAAGAUGCCGUCUUUUUCCAGCUCCGUCACACUCAAGCUGGAGGGCAAUCCCAAGCUUGGGACCGACUCUGGCUCAAGUGAUGGAAGUUCUUCCGGGAUGUUCGGUUCUUCACCUGGACAGUUUGGUGGAUCUAAGGCAGGGGGCAUGAUUGCAGGUAUAGUCGUCGCUAUGGUGGUUCUUGUUGGUUGUUUGGCGGCACUUUUUCUGCAUCGUCGCAAGAAAAAGCAAGAGGAAAAGUUGGGACAUGUUCCAACAGGAACCCCUCCAAAUGAGCCAGAGUUGAUUAAUAUUGGAUCCAACAGAAUGAAUGCGAAUGGCAGAGGCUUGGACCCGCUUUACACUCAAAGCGGUGCCGACAGAGCAAGCGCAUAUGUGGGCGAAGCUCAAGGCAUGUACAUGUCGAUCCAGAACCUCCGAAAGGCCACAAAUAAUUUCAGCGAAGAAAACAUCCUGGGCAGGGGUGGAUUUGGGGUCGUGUACAAAGGGGAUCAUAAUGGAACACUAAUUGCUGUGAAGAGAAACCAGUGCGAUGUGAUGGGUAAGAAGGGGAAUGAGGAGUUCAAAGCAGAGAUUGAUGUUCUUAGGAAGGUCAGACAUCGGAACUUGGUCGCACUUCUUGGCUACUGUGAUGAUGGCCAAGAGAGACUUUUGGUGUAUGAGUACAUGUCAGGGGGUACACUGGGGGAGCACUUGUUUGAAUGGCAGAGUAGAAAUGAACCCCCACUAACUUGGAAGCAGCGGCUGACAAUUGUACUGGAUGUCGCUAGGGGGAUCGAGUACUUGCAUAGCUUGGCUCAGGAGAGUUUCAUUCACAGAGAUUUGAAGCCUUCUAACAUCCUCUUGGACAAGGACUUAAGAGCCAAGGUUUCUGAUUUUGGGUUGGUCAAGCUUGCUGCAGACAAUCAGAAGUCAAUGAUGACACGGUUAGCAGGGACAUUUGGAUAUCUGGCACCUGAGUAUGCUACUACAGGGAAGGUGUCGACCAAAAUUGAUGUUUAUGCAUUUGGCGUGAUACUAAUGGAGCUAAUUACUGGAAGAAAAGUACUAGAUGAAUCGCUUCCCCCUGAAGAUUGCCAUCUGGUGGCAAUAUUCCGCAGAGGAAUUUCUCAUGAAAAGAAAACUUUUUUGAAUGCCAUGGUUGAUCAAGUUCUUGAACUCGAUGAAGAAGAUCAACAGAGCCUGGCAGAAGUUGCAGACUUGGCGUGGCAUUGCACGGGCCGAGAGCCCUACCAGAGGCCUGACAUGAGCCACGCAGUCAAUAAGCUUUCUCCCCUGGUUGACCAAUGGAAGCCCACCACCAACUGUACUGAUGAAGAUGAUGGCGACAACUCGAGCAUGAGUCUGACCCAAAGACUUGAGAGGUGGCAACGCAAUAACACCAAUUCAGCAACAGACUCAUUUGGUUUCACUUUCAAAUGAAGUCUAAUUAUAAAUGGUCAUAAAAUGCUUCCCAAGGGCUUCUUCUGCAAUGUUCUGAUUCGUAUUGUGGAGCUGAGGGAAAAAAAGGGAAAAAAAAAAGACUAUCGGGAUGUUUCCUGUAGUAAACAGCUUUUUGUUGGUAGACAAUGGAGGCGAAUGAUGUUCUUUCAGUCUCACUCGGGAUGCCAUCAUAAACUGCCAUGGAGCGUCAACCUAAUUCUACUUGGUUUGCUACUGAAACCGGUAUUGUUAUCCAGUAAUCGAAGAUUGAACUCAACUAGUAUCUUUUAUUUU